AUGCUCUAUCCCAAUGAGACUCACCCGCUCGCUUUCAUCCUGUUGGGAAUUCCUGGCCUGGAGGACGUUCAGUGCUGGAUCUCCAUCCCCUUCGGCUGCAUGUACUUCGUGGCCUUCUUCGGAAACUGUGUGAUCCUCUUCGUCGUCCGGACAGAGAAGAGCCUUCAUGAGCCCAUGUACUUUUUCGUGUCCAUGCUGGCUGUCACCGACCUGGUGCUGUCCUCCUCCACCUUGCCCAAAAUGCUCAGCAUCUUCUGGUUCAACUGGCGAGAGAUCAGCUUUGAAGCCUGUCUGACCCAGAUGUUCUUCAUCCAUUCUUUCACAGCCAUGGAGUCCGGCUUCUUUCUGGCCAUGGCCUUUGACCGUUACGUGGCCAUAUGUAACCCGCUCAGGCAUUCCUCCAUUCUAAGCAACAACGCAGUAUUAGUGAUGGGUCUUUCCGUGGUAUUUCGGGCUGUGGUGUUUUUCUCGCCUCACCCGUUCAUAGUGAAGGCUCUCUUUUUUUGCCAAACCAACAUCAUCCCUCAUACUUAUUGUGAGUUCAUGGCCAUCAUCAAAAUCUCCUGCGGCGAUGCUUUUGUGAGCAAAGCCUACAGCCUCACCGUGGCCUCUAUGAUAGGGGCCUUUGAUCUGAUGUGUACAGUCGCCUCCUACACCUUGAUCCUCCGGACUGUCCUCAGCCUCCCCACUAAGGAGGCUGGACUCAAAGCUCUAAGCACCUGCAGCUCCCACAUCUGUGUCAUCUUGGUCUUUUAUAGCACAGCGGUCUUCACUUUCCUCACUCAUCGCUUCGGCCACGACAUAGCCCCUCAAAUUCAUAUAACCAUAGCUAAUAUCUACCUGCUGGUUCCACCCAUGUUAAACCCAAUCAUUUAUGGUGUAAGGACCAAGAAGAUCCGCCAGAGGAUAGCGAGAGUCUUGUGUUUCUCAAUGCGCUGA
This is a messenger RNA of Spea bombifrons (plains spadefoot toad), 939 nucleotides long. RefSeq names its product olfactory receptor 52R1-like. The transcript has a single exon. The record is from RefSeq and is a predicted model, not a curated record. Gene Ontology annotation, biological process: G protein-coupled receptor signaling pathway. NCBI's taxonomy places the organism in Eukaryota, Metazoa, Chordata, Amphibia, Anura, Pelobatidae. Gene Ontology annotation, cellular component: membrane. The coding region runs from base 1 to 939 and encodes 312 amino acids. Gene Ontology annotation, molecular function: G protein-coupled receptor activity; olfactory receptor activity.